AUGUUUGGAAGUCGUUGGUGGCGGGUUAAGGCCUCUUCGGUCUCCGCGACCAUCUUAAGAGGAUCUUUGAUGUACGCCACACUUAUGGGAAUUAUCUGCUUCAGCGUAGAAAGUGAUGGAAUCGAUGGUCGUUUGGUGGCCAGGAAUCGGAAGUGGUACAAAUGGUUCUGCUUGAUUUCGAGGAUACUGAUGUGUGGCCUCUAUAUUCAAAUAUAUAGACAUUUUAUUUUUUUUCUCAACACUUCUCAUUUUACGAUAAUCCUUGUUUUUCGGGUAUGCAUCUACAUUGCCUGCGCUAUCUUCACUCUGGUGAUACAGCUAUGGUAUGGACAACGAGUGGUUGAUUUGGUCAAUCGAUUCUUGCGGCUUUUCCAAAGGAUACAUGCCCUUCCAGGAUGUCAGGAUAUGGGCUAUGGUGGCAAGUGGGUGCUGGGUCUUCUGCUCUUAAAGGGUAUCGGUCUGGUGUAUGAAAGUCUCUACGUAAUUCCAUCACUCAUUUCUGAUAUGGAUAAUUAUUUUUAUCUGAUCACAAUUUGCGAUUUCUAUAAUACUGCCAAUGCCUCCAUAAUAUUGCAUGUCAACUUCGUGGCAUACGUCAGCAUAGGCAUCAUCUAUGACCAGGUCAACAGCUAUGUGCGACAUGAGCUUCGCCAGCAGCUCAGCGAAUUAAAUUCGAGCAACGGACUGCCAGUUAGUCGGAGAAAGCUAAAAGCCGCUGGCCACUGCCUGGACGAGUGCCUGGCCAUCUACGAAGAGGUUCACCAAUUGGGAAACACUUUUCACAGACUAUUCGAAUUUCCCCUCUGUAUUUUCCUAUUGUUUGGGUUCUUAAGCAUUGCGUCAAUUGCUUUCAUCAUCAUGUUAAAUUUAUAUAUGGGCAUGCGCCUAUGGCUACUGGCGAUUAAAGUAGCUUUGGAUGUUUUGUUGCUCACCGUGGCGGUUCACAUUGCAAGCUGCAACUCUCGAGUUGUGCGGCGGCUCAGCUUGGAGAGCUUCUAUAUAAGCGACAACAAGGAUUGGCAUAUUAAGCUGGAAAUGUUCUUGAACCGUUUGAACUAUUACGAAUUUCGAGUGCGUCCUUUGGGUCUAUUUGAGGUAUCCAACAAUCUGAUAUUGGUCUUUAUGUCCGGCCUGGUCACCUAUCUCACCUAUAUAAUGCAAUAUGACAUGCAAUCCAACCAAAUUUAA
Molecule: messenger RNA, 1188 nt
Organism: Drosophila hydei
Lineage: Eukaryota; Metazoa; Arthropoda; Insecta; Diptera; Drosophilidae
Product: putative gustatory receptor 93c
Exons: 2
Coding region: 1-1188 (395 amino acids)
Biological process (GO): sensory perception of taste
Cellular component (GO): membrane
Source: RefSeq, a predicted model, not a curated record